This is a messenger RNA of Myodes glareolus (Bank vole), 945 nucleotides long. RefSeq lists its product as uncharacterized. Gene Ontology annotation, molecular function: calcium ion binding. Gene Ontology annotation, cellular component: myosin II complex. NCBI's taxonomy places the organism in Eukaryota, Metazoa, Chordata, Mammalia, Rodentia, Cricetidae. The record is from RefSeq and is a predicted model, not a curated record.
GAUUCCCAUGCCAGGGCAAGGCUACCUAUAGCUCAGUACUCCAACAGACACAGCCUCAGAACCUAGCAGCAGCCCUGUACGCUGGACCACAAACCCGAGGAGCAGUAGAUUGACAUCUGGUUGACAGCACCUUCAGAAGCUCUGCGAGGUACAAGAGAACACAGCCAUGUCUCACGGGUUUCCUAAAGAGCAGGUGGAAGAGUUCCAUGCGGCCUUUGAUAGGUUCGACAAGAAUAAGGACGGCCACAUCAGUGUCCAGGAACUGGGGGAUGUGAUGAAGCAGCUGGGCAAGAACCUCUCAGAGGAAGAGCUGAAGGCGCUCAUCUCCAGAGUGGACACAGACAAUGAUGGCACCAUCAGCUUCGACGAGUUCUUGGCAGCCAUGGCCAAAUACAAGAGAGGGAGCACCGAGGAGGAGAUGCGGGCUGUGUUCAGUGUCUUUGACAAGGAUGGUGAUGGGCACAUCACUGUGGAUGAGCUCAAGCAGGCCAUGACUCAGCUGGGAGAGGAGAUUUCGCAGGAGGAGCUGGACGGCAUGAUCCGUGAGGCUGAUGUGGACAAGGAUGGGAAGGUGGACUAUAACGAGUUUGUGCGCGUGCUCAAGGAGAAGUGAGACUGCUGGGGCGCAAGCCCCAUCCAUCUCUAUCUGCCUGACUCAGGCCCAACAGGCACUGUGCCUUCUUUCAGGGUUCUGCUUUUGUGUUGGGGUUAUAAAGGAAAAGUCUGUGUUGGUGUAUGGGAAACUACCUCAUGAAUGAGGAAGACUCUACUGGUCCUGGAUGCUGUACCAUCCGGAGCUGCUCACUAGUCCCCUCUCUGUCUGCUGAGACUCUGGGCAAAGGAUGGUAUCUUUGGGCUGGUCCUUCCUCUUCCUCCUGCUGUGGAUUGGGUGCUUCCUACCUCUCAGGGCUCUCAUAAUGGUUUAAAUAAAAGGAAUGCAAAUUC